This is a messenger RNA of Colletotrichum fioriniae, 1440 nucleotides long. The record is from RefSeq and is a predicted model, not a curated record. Lineage: Eukaryota; Fungi; Ascomycota; Sordariomycetes; Glomerellales; Glomerellaceae.
AUGAGCGACACGGAGAAGGCUGCGGCCUCGCAUACAUCAGACCCAGGCACGCAAGAUAUUCCGCGUGACCCUGAUGCGCAUCUCAGUGAAGAAGAGAGGCUUCAAGUCCUAUGCAUCCUCUACCUCUUAGCUUUCCUCGACAGAACCAACAUUGGAAAUGCGAAAAUCGCUGGUCUGAACAAAGACCUGGGAUUGACGAGCUCCAUGUACAACUCGUCGCUCACCAUCUUCUUCGUCUCGUAUGCGGUAUUCGAGCCCUUGACGAACAUCCUGCUCAAGAAGUUGCGGCCAUCAAUCUUUAUUCCAAUCAUCAUGAUUCUCUGGGGUGCAUCGAUGACGGGCAUGGGAUUCGUACACAACUGGAGUGGGUUGAUGGCUGCACGCUGGUUUUUGGGUCUUACCGAGGCUGGGCUUUUCCCUGGUGUCAACUACUACCUGUCGUGUUGGUACAAGAGAUCAGAAUUCGGCAUUCGUGCUGCCAUCUUCUUCUCAGCAGCAGCCAUCUCGGGCUCAUUCGGCGGUGCCCUCGCAGCAGGAAUCGAGCAAAUGGCCGGCGUCGGCGGCCGCCCGGGCUGGGCAUGGAUCUUCAUUCUGGAGGGCCUCCUUACCGUGAUCUUCGGUGUCGCGUCCUUCUGGAUGGUCCACGACUUCCCCGAUGAGGCUAAGUUUCUCUCUGACGACGAUCGGGCCCGCGUCAUCCGCCGUCUCAAGAUGGACCAGCAGGCUUCUGCCAACCAUGAAGAGUUCAAGAUGACCUUCUUCUGGCAGGCCGUAAAGGACUGGAAGAUGUGGCUGGGAAUGGUCAUCUACAUGGGCUGCGACAUGCCGCUGUACGCCUUCAGCCUGUUCUUGCCUACUAUCGUCAACGAACUUGGAUGGAAUACGAGUAUCGUACGAUCGCAACUGAUGACGGUUCCGCCUUAUGCUGCGGCGGCGAUUUUCACCAUCUUUAUCGGAUAUGUGGCGGACAGGACGAAACAACGUGGCCUAUGUAAUAUUGGUGUCAGUCUCAUCGGCAUAGUAGGCUUCUGCAUGCUCAUUGCCACCGAAAGCGCCCAGGUCAAGUAUGCUGGCACCUUCCUCGGAGCUCUGGGGAUCUACCCGUGUAUCGCCAACACCAUCACCUGGGUGGCCAACAACAAUGAAGGCGUCUACAAGCGUGGCGUGGUGUUAGGGUUCGUGAUUGGAUGGGGAAACCUGAACGGUAUCGUCAGCUCCAACAUUUACUUCCACGGCCCGAGGUUCCCAGAGGGCCACGGCGUUGUAUUGGCGUACAUGUCCAUCUUCCUGUGCGGUGGCAGUGCUCUCAUGACGACAUUGCUGAGGAUCGAAAAUAAGAAGAGGAGGGAGGGGAAGAGAGAUCACUGGGUUGAGAAUAAGUCUGAGAAAGAGAUCGAGGCGCUCGGGGACAAGAGGCCGGACUUCCAGUACACUUUGUAA